This is a messenger RNA of Paramecium sonneborni, 1863 nucleotides long. The record is from the annotation of a GenBank genome assembly. NCBI's taxonomy places the organism in Eukaryota, Ciliophora, Oligohymenophorea, Peniculida, Parameciidae.
AUGAUUUAAAGAUAACGUUCACAUCAUACUUUUUUUGGAGCAUUGAUGACAUUAUUAUUAAUUGGAUGUAUAAUAACAUAUAUCGUUAACAAAUUUGUUUAAUUAGGAAAGAGAAAAGAAUUUCAAACUCUCUAUUCAGAGAUUUAUUACGAAGAGAUUUCAAAUUAUCCAUUAGUUUAAGAUAAUUUCACUUUAUAAUUUGCCUUUUAGAACUAUAAUUAGACAAACUAUAUAGAUGAAUCAGUUUACAAAGUCAAUGCUGCUCUGAUUAAUAGAGUUUAAAGAAAGUAAAAUAAAAAUAAAAUUAGAAGAGUUAAUAAUGAAACAAUUUCAAGUUUAAUAAAAACAGAGAUUCCCCUUACGAAAUGUUCUAAAAUUGGAAUAACUUAUUAAGAGAUAGAAGAACAAUUGAAUAAUGUAGAUUUUAAUAACACUUAUUGUGUAGAUUGGGAUAAAAUUUCAGAGUUAAGUUUGAGUGGCACACCUGAUUAAGAGAAUUAUACAUAUAUAUACAUAAAUUUCUAAUUAUGUGUUAAUGAUACAAACAAUAGUAGUUUUUAUUAUAAAUUUAGGUGAAAGUGUGAAAUGUAAAUCAAAAGUGGAGAUUUAAGAAAAAUUAAGAAGGAAUUACAUAUAAUUUUAAAUAUCGUCUUACAAUAUUGAUUUAAGGAAUUAUGAAUAGCCAAAUGUUGCUAAGGUUGAGGAAAUUUAAACAACAAUCUCAAGUUAAGUGAUGAAAGAUAUUACAAUAUUUAUGUAACCAAUUACUACAUUGACUGAAGAAGGAUUAUUAGAUGAAUUAGUUAGAAAAGAUUCUACUAUAAGGUAUUAAAAAAAUUAAGAGAUAAUUGAUUUUAAUAGUGAUGAAUCUUUAGCCACUGUAUAAAUUAGAUUAUCAAAUACUGAAAAUAUAAGUUAUAGAAUUUAUCCUAAGUUAUAAGAUAUCUUUGCAUAGGCAGGAGGUUUAUGGGAACUAUUGAUGCUUGCUUUUUCAAUCAUAGUGCGACCAUUUUCGUAAAUGUUAUUUAAGAUGGAAAUUAUUAAUACACUAUUUAAUUUUGAAGGUUAAAAAUAAAUAGAUUCAGACGAAAAUGAAAAUAAAAUGUUUGAUAAAUAAAAUCAAUUUUAAGAAAAUAUUUAUACAAAUGAGAAUGAUGUUUCUAUUAAACUAAACUCUUUAAAAUAAAAAACAAGUUCAAGAUUUCCAAGAGGCAGAGUUAAGAUUAAAACUUCAAAAACAGAUAUGAUUAAUUCUGCUUAAACUGAAAAGUCUUCCUAAAACUUUACUAAUUCACCUGAAAAUGAUAAGAUACUUUAAAAAAGGAUAAAUGCUGCUUUUCGAAAAUUCUUUAGUGUAACAAUAUAAAAAUUGCAAUUUAACCAAUUUGAUUAUUUGAAAUAUUUGAAGUGUGGGUAAUAAUAUAUUAAAUUUAUAAAAGAAAGAAAGAAGGAAAGUACAAGUAAUUAAAUUAUUCAGAAUAGAAACUAAAUAAAUGCCUAGAUAUACUUUUUAUUAUAGAUAAGUUGUAAGAAAUAGAUAAAUUAAAAAUGAUAUUACUUUCAAAAGAGUAAGUACAUUUAUUUGACUUUCUUCCUAAACCAUUAAUUAAUCUAGAUCCAAUGAGUUAAUAAUAGGGAGAGAACUAAUAAUACUCUUCUUUGUUAAAACCUGAAAAAGGGUUAAAAUAGAAAUCGCUAGAAGCAUAAUAAGUUUUAGAUUAAUUACUAGAGAAUUUGGAUGAUCCAAUAACAAAUAAACUUAUAUCUUUAAUGGAUCCUAAUCUUAUAAAAUUAUUAUAAAUAUAACAUGAUAUGAAAAGAAAAUAGAGUCCAAAUUUAUUUGUCAAAGAUUUUAUUGAAUGA